This is a messenger RNA of Trachemys scripta elegans, 534 nucleotides long. It is a transcript of the gene TRNP1, whose product is annotated as TMF1 regulated nuclear protein 1. Lineage: Eukaryota; Metazoa; Chordata; Testudines; Emydidae. The record is from RefSeq and is a predicted model, not a curated record. The transcript has a single exon. Bases 1 to 510 code for a protein of 169 amino acids. Gene Ontology annotation, molecular function: DNA binding. Gene Ontology annotation, cellular component: nucleus. Gene Ontology annotation, biological process: regulation of cell population proliferation.
AUGCCCGGCGGCAGCGCGGCGCCCCCGCCCGGCGGAGACCCGGAGCUGGCCCGCGCCCGGCUAGCGGGCAAGCCCCGGCGGCGGGCGGAGGAGGCGGCGGGCGGCUCGGCGCUGCCCGGGGCCGUGCGGGCGCUGGAGCUGGCCGAAGCCCGGCGGCGGCUGCUGGAGGUGGAGGGCCGGCGGCGGCUGGUGCUGGAGCUGGAGAACCGGGUGCAGCAGCUGCACCGCGUCUUCGUGCAGGCCGAGCUGCGCAUGGCCGGCCGCGCCGAGAGCCUGGCCCGCCUGGGCAGCGGCGCCGGCCAGGCUCAGAUCUACCUGGCGGCCCACGGGCAGCGCCUCAAGAAGAGCCUGCGGCGCUCCCGCAAGGCGCGGCCGCCCGCCCUGCUGGCCUCGGCGCUGGGCGGCUGCGUGCCCUGGGCGGCGGGCAAGCUGCGCCGCGGCCGGCCGGAGCCGCCCGAGUCCCCCUUUAAGAGGAGCCUGCAGGGGCCGCCGGGGCAGCCCCCGGCCUGAGAGCAGAGAGGGGGCGCCGGCCGG